GGCCCGACGCGAGAGAACAGUCCACCUGAAUCCAUCGUUCGCGCCGCGCGAGAGCCUCCUGGCGCUACGUUCAGAGCGCUGCGUAACUUGUUGCUCGCGCGCACAGCGUUCGUCGGCGAGCGAGCGAGCGAGCAAAGAGAUAGACAGAUAGAUAGGGAGAGAGAGAGAGAAAGAGAGGAAUAUCUGAGUGAAGAAAGGUGGGAAGAGGACGAGGAAGAGAAGAAGCAUCGCGGUGUCGCUUGCUUGCGGCUCGCGGCCGGGAGCCGAGAGCGAGAAAGCGUGGGGAAGGAAAGGGAAACAUACAUACACCGGAUAUACGGCGCGCACGGAGCCUUUUCUUCGUCUGUUGUCUGCUCGCGCAGACUUGGCGAGCCGGAAAUUCAUCAUGUCGCAUCACAUCGUCACUGUCUGCGUGGUUUGCGUCUUAUGUGCGGCACACGUGCCCUGUUCGGCCCACACAAACCCAUCAGCGACACUGGCAACGCUAGUGCACAGCUACAGCAACUCGACAAACACCGGAGAUCCCUCGGAUCCGAGUGCACAGCCGUUUCCAUCGACUCCAAUCAGUUUCAGGGAUCCAACACGUCCUUACAGUAACUUUGUUAGCAAUAAACAUAAACUUUCCGCAUCCCGCGAUGCUCAUCCCGCGAAGAAGGACACCACGGAAAGCUUCAAGGACGGCGGGAAGACCCGGUCCACCACCUCCUCUUCGUCGUCGAUCGGGUCUGGAAGUUCGAGAGACGCAGAGCUUCUGGAGCGACUCGCCCAAACGAAAUUAGAACAGUUCAAUACGAAGCAGGACUCUAGUGUAGAUUUAGAUACCGAUUAUAGAGCUAGAUUGAAGAGGGACGUAACCGUGGUAGACGAGACAUACUUCAUGAGGAAGAUCUUCGAGGCCUAUGGUGACGGGACGAGUAUAACUAUGGACGGUUUCGAGAAACUCGUCCGAAAGCUGGGCCUGUUGAAGUUGCUGACCGACGCGUCGGGGCUGGAAAGUGGCGGCACUGAAAGAAGUAACGGCAAAAGUUAUUCCAAUAAUGGCCUACAUGAUGCAGAUAGUAAGAAUAGCAAGGAAAGGUGCUUAAACAGCCAAGAGCUGCUGAGUACCGUCGCGCAGGACAUGCACUAUAUUUCCGAUAAUAAUAUCACGACGAUGCCCAGCUGGCUCUUUGAACGCGUAUGUCCGGCUCUUGUAUAUCAACUGGCGGCCGAGUCGAGUUCAGAGAGGAACGGUUGUAUACGGGUGCCCGAAAAUUACAAACCCGUCGUGUCUAGUGAUAAGUUUUAUACGGAGGAUUCAGUGCGUAAUACUGUAAAAGUCUGGGUAUAUUCUACAGCUAGUAUUUUCGUAAUUAGUCUUAGCGGGCUGCUCGGUGUAGCGGUAAUUCCGGUCAUGAAGAAGAAUUAUUAUCAUCACGUGCUGCAGUUUCUAGUCGCGCUGGCCGUAGGUACUUUAACCGGUGAUGCCCUUAUUCAUCUAUUACCACAUGCGAUGAUGCCCCCUCAUCAUCACGAACAUGGCGAACAUCAUGAACAUCAUCACGAUGAGAGCAGCAGCACUUUGUUAAUUAAUCAUAUGGAGCAACACACUUCGAACAUGUGGAAAGGAUUGGUCGCUAUGAUGGGUUUCGUGUUCUUCUUCUUCACCGAGAAGCUUUUAAUCACAUUGACCGAAUGGCGAAAGCAUCGACAACGUCGAAGCAAGCUGCCCACGCGAGUACGAGUCAUGAGAGAGAGCGACGGGGCAAACAGUAAUGUCGUCGGUGAAAAACUGUGUAAACACAAGUACUCGUCGUAUCCGUAUUGUUACGGCGAGAUCGCCAGCGAGACUCAAGAUAAUCAUCACAAUCGCCAAAUCAGUCAUCACGAGAGACCGCCCAUCAUCGAGGAGGAGAAACCGUUGACGUCGAAUUGUAACUCCAUUACGAAGAUCGUCAGCAACGAGAAAGAAAAGAAAGACGAUUGGAGAUUGGACGACUCGGUUGUAGCUAACACGAAGAAAAACAGCGCCGAUGGUGCCAACGCAUCAUUAAAUGAAUCCGAAAGCUACACAGUGAUCAUACGGGAACACGAGACCAAACAUCACGGCCACAGUCAUUCCCAUGGACACGUGCACUCGGCUCCCGAAUCCAUGUCCAGCGUAGCUUGGAUGGUCGUUCUCGGAGAUGGUUUGCACAACUUCACGGACGGUAUGGCCAUCGGCGCGGCAUUCUCGGCAAACAUCGCGGGUGGAUUCUCCACAGCCAUCGCCGUUCUUUGCCACGAGUUGCCUCACGAAAUUGGCGACUUUGCGGUACUGCUAAGAGCGGGUAUGAGCACUAAACAGGCUGUUUUUUAUAAUCUAUUAUCUUCAGUGCUCUGUCUGUUCGGAAUGAUAGUGGGAGUAUCAUUAGGAAGCACCCCCGACGCGACUAGUUGGAUGUUCGCAGCUGCCGCUGGGGUAUUUCUAUACAUAGCAUUAGUAGAUAUGAUGCCAGAAUUAUCAUCGAGUCAUUCCGCGGAAAGUGGCUCGCGAUGGCAGUGCAUUUGGCAAGGUUUAGGAUUGUUGACUGGUCUUGGGAUUAUGUUACUUAUCGCCGCCUACGAGCACGAUCUUAAGCACAUUUUCGAUAACUAGAUUUACGAGUAAUUUCUCUUGUAAUCCUGUAUAUCGAUAUUAUAUACAAAAUACAUCUCUUCUUCCUGUUACGUUCGAAUUACUAAGUGUACUCAGCAUUACUAAGUGUAUUUUUCUUUUCUAAUCUCAACGCCUGGCCUUUUCGGCUUCUUAAUGUUUAUAAUAAUAAUAGAUUGGUUUUUCCCCAAAAUAAUUAUUUUACUAUCGUCGUUGUUUGAGAGAAAGAACGUAAUGGGAAGGUUUACACACAAAUUAUACAUCACAAUUUAGAUAAGAUAGAUUAAUAAUAUUCGAUUUAGAAUUUGUCAAUGAAAGGAGCAAAAGUGUAUCGAAUUUUUCAUCAUUAGAUAGAGUGCUAAUAAUUGAAUUGUGUGCAGAAUUGAAAGAAUUAUUUCGCAACGAAUAUAUUUUUCGACAAAUAUAAUUUUCCAUUGUAUAUUCAUCCUCUUGGAAUUAUCUAAUAGCAUCUAUGUAAUAAUAAUUGCUGCAAAACGUAGAUACUAGAUAAUUUUACAAGCCCACUGAUAGUAAAUUUUCUUCUCUGCGCAAAAUUAAUAAUUGUUUUAACUUGAAUAAUUAUAUUUAUAAUAAUUAUUA
Nylanderia fulva is the source of this 3214-nucleotide messenger RNA. The record is from RefSeq and is a predicted model, not a curated record. Lineage: Eukaryota; Metazoa; Arthropoda; Insecta; Hymenoptera; Formicidae.